AUGGUCAAACAGGAGCUUGGUGCGUUUUUUGGACCCCGUCGUCUUUAUUUUGUAUGCGGCAAAGUAUACAAGGAUUUGUCGUACGCUAACAAGGUGGUCCAUUGGUUUGUGCAACACAAGUUGCCAGUGAUGCCAGUGACGCCAACAGGCGGUCAGGUCGAUUUGACCACCGAUAGUUUCACUCAGACAGUAACCGAAUUACCAAAGUUGAGUGUUUUCGAAUCAAUUGCAGCUGGACUGUCUCAAUACCCUGCUAAAAAGGCCAUCGACGGCAUCAGUGUAUGCUUUGUGACCCCUCCGCCAAUCACACUGUCUAUUUUAGAGCAGCUCCAAACUGCACCAUUCUCUGUGCAAAGCGUUUGGUUCCAACCGGGCUCGUGGGAUUUGAAAUGCAUCGAGUGCGCCGAACAAAAGCUGCAUAUCGAUAAAUCCAAAGUCAUCAACGAUUGUGUGCUGGUAAAGGGCGAUUCUUACUUCGCCAAAAGCGAGCUACCGCUGAACUCCUCGUAA
This is a messenger RNA of Lachancea meyersii CBS 8951, 510 nucleotides long. The record is from the annotation of a GenBank genome assembly. NCBI's taxonomy places the organism in Eukaryota, Fungi, Ascomycota, Saccharomycetes, Saccharomycetales, Saccharomycetaceae.